UGCUAACUUUAGUGCCGCGAGGAAGACUUGCAGGGAGGCUAAUGUGUCAGAGUCAUGCUAAGCGGUCUAUGCUAGUCUGUUGUCCUAAAGUAAAAUAAAGCAUCAAACUGACAUUCUUCAAAUAGGACCACCUUUCGGACACCCGCUUAGGGGGUGGCUAACCUGAACCGUCAACCUUUGACAUCUGACAGCAGCUGGUGAGCUAGCGUUAGCGGCUAGCUGCUCGAAAAGUAUCGUUGGAGCUUGGUUGAUUACAGCCAUGUCUGCGGCCGGAGACUUCGGGAAUCCUUUAAGAAAAUUCAAACUGGUUUUCCUUGGAGAGCAGAGUGUGGGGAAAACUUCACUUAUCACCCGGUUCAUGUACGACAGCUUCGACAACACUUAUCAAGCCACAAUAGGAAUAGACUUCCUGUCAAAAACCAUGUAUCUUGAAGACAGAACAAUAAGGUUGCAGUUGUGGGACACAGCAGGCCAGGAGCGCUUUCGCAGUCUCAUCCCAAGUUACAUUCGCGAUUCUGCUGCAGCUGUUGUUGUUUAUGACAUCACAAAUGUCAACUCCUUCCAGCAAACAACAAAGUGGAUUGACGACGUUCGAACUGAGAGAGGAGGUGACGUCAUCAUUAUGUUGGUUGGAAACAAGACAGACCUCGCAGACAAAAGACAGAUAACCACAGAGGAGGGAGAGCAGAGGGCAAAAGAGAUGAAUGUUCUGUUUAUUGAGACAAGUGCAAAGACAGGCUACAAUGUCAAACAGCUUUUCCGUCGAGUGGCAGCUGCACUUCCUGGCAUGGAUGCCACACAGGACAAGAGUAGAGAGGACAUGAUUGACAUAAAACUGGAGAAGCCUCCAGAACAGCCCAACAGUGAAGGAGGCUGUGCGUGCUAAUGUAGUUAACAACUAGAUCUCUGUUAAACCAACACUCAUUUCUUGUACAGUAAAUAUAUCUAUCAUAAACCCUCUCUCCAGUACAUGAACACUACAUCAGUUACGCUGUUGUGCAAGUUAAAUCUCUCAGCAAGUCUCUGAAAGUCACACGUCACUUAUGAAUUGAAUAUUUGCACUGGUAAAGAGAAACCAUAAUCACAGGUGGUGCUUGGUCUAGUGAAGAUAAAGGAGUGUUGUUGGUGUAUGGAGGUUUCCAAAGAAAUAAGUUAACAUCAGGAAGUGUUAUUUUCAUAUCAUUUGAAAAGUAUCUAGCACUCAUCUGUAAUACUGUCACCAAAGCUCUUUGUGGAUGUGGAAAAGAUUACAACCUUAAUCUUCAGUGUUUACAAACUUGUUAUGCAACUUCAGAGAAAAUCACAUCCAUGAUAGUUUCAGAGCAUUCCCACCUCCCACCAAAAAGCAGCAUUUGAAAUGAGUAACACUAAAUUCCGAAGAAGCACCUGGAGUUAGUGUCGCCACAAAUGGCAAUGACCACAAGGACAAAGCUGUCACCACUAUAUCUCAUGCUCCUGCUCCCAUCAACUGACAGUUAUAGUUGAUUUUACCUUGGCUUCCAUUUUCUACUUUGUUUUUAUUCGACAGAUUGUUCAUGAUUUUAUGAGAGACAACCGCUAUGAUAGGUUAAAAUGAUGAUUUGGUCAUAGUGUUUGAAAAGUUUCAGCUCAUGUUCAUAAAUCCUGAAAUAUCAUAGAUUUGAACAAAUGCCUUUUGAAGUGUAAACAUAGAUGAUUUCUUUGCUUUGGGUUCAUAGUCUUGUUUGGGAUGAUGUUAAGAAUACUUUGUUUUUGCCUAUUUUUACUUUUGUUAUUGAUUUUUUGUUGUUGUUAGUAACAAUUAAUUUUGUGUAUUUAAUCCAUUAUUACUUGCAAUAUUUAUUUCUACCAAUUUCAUUUAUCUUUAUGACUGUUAAUCUGUUUGCAUUUGGGACAGUUCCUGCCAAUUUAAUAUGCAUCUACAUUUGACUGCCCUUAUCCAGAACACUUCUAACUGGCUGAUUGGUCAUAAUGAUAACAGUGCAAUUUGUAUUUGUGUGAAUAUUUGGAAGAGAAUUUGUAUUGCAUUGUAAUCUUUAACGUCUGUCAUAAAUUGUUUUAAAUUAAAGAAUAAAAUACACUUCACACUGCUGCA
Molecule: messenger RNA, 2074 nt
Organism: Boleophthalmus pectinirostris (great blue-spotted mudskipper)
Lineage: Eukaryota; Metazoa; Chordata; Actinopteri; Gobiiformes; Gobiidae
Gene: rab6a
Product: RAB6A, member RAS oncogene family
Exons: 8
Coding region: 260-886 (208 amino acids)
Molecular function (GO): GTP binding; GTPase activity
Source: RefSeq, a predicted model, not a curated record